Molecule: messenger RNA, 1422 nt
Organism: Xiphias gladius (swordfish)
Lineage: Eukaryota; Metazoa; Chordata; Actinopteri; Istiophoriformes; Xiphiidae
Gene: dnttip1
Product: deoxynucleotidyltransferase terminal-interacting protein 1
Exons: 13
Coding region: 323-1243 (306 amino acids)
Cellular component (GO): nucleus
Molecular function (GO): DNA binding; nucleosome binding
Source: RefSeq, a predicted model, not a curated record
UGUUCGGAAGUGUCCUCGCUGCUGCGAGCUUCACAUCAACGGAAACAAACUGUUGAGUGUAAUUUCCCGGAAACAAACAGUCAGAGGUGUUUACUGACUAUCAGUUUAUCGAUUAUUAUCUGUCACCCGCUUGGUUUCUGUCAGCGCCUGACUUCGGUAACACCCUGGUAACGGCGGUUUCUUACAUUAGCCGGACACGAAGCACCGUUAGCUUCCGCUGUUUGCUUUAGCUGCUGUUAGCCUAGCCUAGCCUAGCCUAGCCCAGUAGACUUAGCUCGGUUGGACACGGAUCGGACCGGACUGGACCAGAACCGUUUCCCCCAUGGGAGCCCACCGCAGUGAGGGAGGCCGGGACUGGCUGGAGCAGGACGGGCAGGAGCACUCGGAGCAGAACCCGAAGCCAUGGAACGUGAUGAUCAAACACAGACAGAUUCACAGACGAGGGCGACGCUCACACAUGACAGUCAGCUACACGGAUCCUCAGGUGUCCAUGGACCUGUUGAGAGCGGUACUUCAGCCCAGCUUCAAUGAUGACAUCAUGGCUGUGUUCAGGAAGUACCAGAAGUUCUUUGAGAAGGCGGCGGAGAAUGUGAAGGAGAACGUGGGAGACGAUGUUCAGACUGAUCAGCUGAUCAGAGAGGCCUGCAGGAACGUUCUGGAGCAUGCCAAACAACUGUUUCCAGAGGGGGAGGUAAAGAGGGCGGGGCCAGAGGUUGCCAUCAAGAGGUCCAGACCUGCUGAUGAAGACUGCAGUCAGAGAGGAAGCCCCCUGCUCAAAAAGAGAAAAACUCGUCCCAGUGCUGCGCUCAUGUCCUCUGAUCGACCUCUGACCUUCUCCUCUCAAGUGAAGCCAAAGUCUGAUCCCAUCAAGAGAGAAGGACCAAAGUGGGAUCCAUCCAGACUGAACGACAGCAGCACGUUUGUUCUCGGCUCCAGAGCAAACAAGGCGCUGGGGAUGGGCGGGACCAGAGGACGAAUCUACAUCAAACACGCCGACCUAUUCAAGUACGCUGCAGAUGCGAAGGACAAGCAGUGGUUGGCAGAGCGACACCACAUGAGAGCGACAGGAGGGAAGAUGGCCUACCUCCUGAUCGAGGAGGACAUCCAGGAUCUUUCCCGCAGUGAUGAGUACAAGGACUGUCCGGAUGUCAGGAUGGACGAGAUGAAGCCGUUCACUGUUCCUGUGUGGAUGGUGGAGAAGAUGCAGAGAGCCAUGGAGGCUCAGAGAGAUGCCGACCUCUGACCCCUCACCCCCCAAACACACACACACACCCACCCACCCCACAUGGCCUCACUCCCUCCGAUGUUGGAUAAACAAUGAGCCGAUAAGGAGAGAUUGAUCAUGUGACCAUCAGGCUCUGAUCUAAUUGGUUUCUUCCCUAGUUUUUAUUUGUACUGUUUUUAAAAAAUUAAAUAAACUGU